Molecule: messenger RNA, 720 nt
Organism: Penicillium verhagenii
Lineage: Eukaryota; Fungi; Ascomycota; Eurotiomycetes; Eurotiales; Aspergillaceae
Exons: 1
Coding region: 1-720 (239 amino acids)
Source: RefSeq, a predicted model, not a curated record
AUGUCCAACGACCGUUCUACCUCUCCUAUCAACGUCCCCGAAUCUGACUCCCGCCCCAGGCGAGGAUCCAUCGCAUCCGGUCUCCCCUUCACCGACCUCUUUUCGAAGCAGAACAAUCAAUCUGCCAAGGACGCUGCCAACGCCCAGACGAACCAGCGACGCCUGUCGAUCACUACGCUGGGCCUUUCCGGCUCACCAACCCAAACGUCCGCUUUCGGAAAUAGGUCCUUCCGUCGGGGUAGCCUAUCCAGCUCAUGGGGCUCGAGUGUCCCCAACGAAGAUGUUGUCGCAGAGGAUCCAGAGGGAGGCUCCCCAAGCUCCCCAUUCGCCCGGCGGGUUUCCUUUGGAGCCCAGGCUCUACGGGAUGCUCGGUCUGGCAGUAUAAGCAAUGGUAGAAUACCCCCUGGUUCAUUACCGGCAGCGCGGCCAACUGCCCGCUCCCCUGCAAGUACCGCCACUUCUUCCCAGGAUGAGAGAUCUAACGUGUCUCGCCGAGUAGGCGAAGGCUUUAAUUGGUCCGAGGCCCUCCGCUCCCGUGCCGAGCGUGCCCCUUCCCUCGGUGGCCCCGUCUCCCCGCAGUCGGCCCGUCAGUCGCACCAUCAGCGUGCUGCCUCCAUUGCCUCCAUGGAGCAGCCUAUUCGGGAAAUCCCUAAGCAGCCCAAGCAAAAGAAGCCUGAUUUCUUCCAGGAGAAGAUCCUGCGUGGUGACUUUAUGGACUAG